CAUGAAUUGACAACCAAUUUUCACGAUGACUAAGACCUGUAAACGAUAUAAGAUUUCUUUGAAAGUAGAUAAAUGCUCCUGAGUUGAAAGCUGUAUAACUUUACGAUGGAGAGGCUGAAUAGUUCCAAUCAUCCACAGUUCCAUCUGAAGAGAAUCGGACAGACUCCUAACAGACCAAGGGUCGUCACUGUCAUGGAUUUUUACAAGGUAACGAGUGUCAUUGGACGAAAUGGUCUAGAGGUGGAUUUCUACAUCGAUUCUGAUAACCGAGUACAGUCUCAGAUGAUUUCCCGAAGUCACGCUCGAGUGGUUCGACAACCAAACAACGACCAUAAGUUGUUUGAUGAUAGUUUGAAUGGCAUCUUUGUGAAUCAUAUUAAGAUAAGAGGGAAUGUUAUUUUGUCUGAGGGGGAUAGAGUGACCUUUGGCCACCCUGUAGGGCGAGACAUUCCAUUUGGGACAUGGGAAAGACAGGUCAACAACCACCACCAGUUUAUUUUUGAAAAGUGUUGCUGUGAAGUUAAACCUACCAGGAGAACUCCAGUGAAGGGACAAUUUGCUGUUCCUAGGAAACUCACCCCCAAGAAGUUGGCUUCCAAAAGAGAGAGAAACCAGACCAGGACCUUCACUAAAAGUGAUAUUUUAACACUAAAAAGAAAAAGUGAAGAAGCAGCAGCAGUUACAGGGGAAGACAACUCCGCAUUAUCACAGACUGAAGCCGUGAAAAUUCUCCAGACAACUUCUUCCUUGGGAGAAACAGAGAAGUCAUUUACUGAGAAGCCUAGGAAAGUCUGUCCUCAGAACACAGAAAUUCUUUAUCAAAGAAUCUCAAAUGAACAAUCUGAUGCAGAAGCAGCCGUAUCAUCAGAUAUAGGAUCUCAGAAAGCUGAAAUAAAUACUGAUUCAAGUCGAACAGACAAGAUAGCACCAGCACAGCCACAUUCUGAUGUUUUAACAAAUACUGAGGAAAUAGCACCUAACCUUCCAAGUCAACAGGACUGUGCACCUGUUCCAGCAAGACCAGAAGAUACAACAAAUGUCCCCACUAAACAGGAAGACAGAGCACCUGUUUCAGAAAAUCAGGAUGUGGCACCUGUUCAAGCAAGUCCAGAGGACUCAGCACCUGUUCUAGCAAAUCCAGAGGACAGAGCCCAAGUUCCAUUAAGUCCAAAGGACAAAGGGCCUGUACUAGCAAUUCAAGAGAACAUAGCACAUUUUCCAGCAGGUCAAGAGGAAAGAGAACCUGUUUCAGCAAGACAAGACAACAAAGAACCUGUAUUUACCAUUCAAGACAACAUUGCACCUGUUCUAGCUGGACAAGAGGUCAGAGCCUCUGAUCUAGUGAGUCAAGAGGACAAAGCACCUGUUAAACCAAAGACAGAGCCUGAGGAAAGAGCACCUGUUCAACCAAGUCUAGAGGAUAGUGCAUCUAUUUUAGCAAGUCCAGAGGACAUGGCACCUGUUGUAGUAAGUUCAAAAGACAGUGCACCUCUUUUAGCUAGUGAAGUUGAAAGAGUGCCUCCUCUACAGGGUCAAGAGAACAAAUCACCUGAUCGAGCCAGUCCAAAGAAAACACUAGAUAAUGCAAUUCCAGAGGACAGAGCUUCUGUUACAACAAGUCCAGAGGACAGUCAAGAGUAG
Saccostrea cuccullata (small rock oyster) is the source of this 1641-nucleotide messenger RNA. Its product is annotated as proteoglycan 4-like. Gene Ontology annotation, molecular function: protein binding. The transcript is spliced from 8 exons. The record is from RefSeq and is a predicted model, not a curated record. NCBI's taxonomy places the organism in Eukaryota, Metazoa, Mollusca, Bivalvia, Ostreida, Ostreidae. Bases 106 to 1641 code for a protein of 511 amino acids.